Messenger RNA from Chenopodium quinoa (quinoa), 1369 nucleotides. RefSeq names its product disease resistance protein RGA2-like. NCBI's taxonomy places the organism in Eukaryota, Viridiplantae, Streptophyta, Magnoliopsida, Caryophyllales, Amaranthaceae. The transcript has 2 exons. Gene Ontology annotation, molecular function: ADP binding. Gene Ontology annotation, biological process: defense response to other organism. The record is from RefSeq and is a predicted model, not a curated record. The coding region runs from base 36 to 1307 and encodes 423 amino acids.
AGAAGAAACUUAAUUCCAUUGUAAUAGACCAUGCUAUGAUUGGUCGCAUUUGCUGCUUGCCAACACAGACAAGGAGCAUUCAAAGAGCCGAUUCGUCUCAUGUUCUUACCAAUUUUGUUGUUGGGAGGGACAGAGACAGGGACCACAUUGUAAGCAUGAUGUCUGAGGACUCCGAGGCAGUGGCUUCAAAGACCCUCUCUAUUUCCUCCAUUGUUGGGAUAAGUGGAAUAGGGAAAACAGCAUUGGCUUGGUAUGUAUAUAAUGAUGAGAGGAUGAAGCGUUAUUUUGAUGUUCAAUUCUGGGUUUCAGCCACUCGGGAUUUUGAUGUCAAGAAGAUGUUGGAGAAGAUAAUAGCAUGUGGUGCAGGGGAACUGCCUCCCAACCUAUGUGACAAUCAACUGUAUCAUCACUUUCGACAAGCAAUUGGAGGGAAGAAAUUUUUGCUAGUUGUCGAUGACAUUUGGGAUCAUGACAGUCUGAGGCAGAAGUGGAUUGAUCUGAGAGACCUGUUAUCAGCACAUGCAGCUGGUGGGAGUCAGGUUCUCAUUACGACACAUAAUCAUAAAGUUGCCGAAAUCAUGAGUACUGUCAAUCCCUACAUGCUUGGAAAUUUAACAGAAAAUGACUCUUGGCUUCUCUUCCAAAAGAUUGCUUUUACACAGUGGCAGGAGCCGGGUGUGGAAGCAAUUGGGAAGGAAAUUGCUAAAAUGUGUCCAAAAAUGCCCCUUGUUACACAAAGUAUAGGAGGCCUCUUAGCAGGGAAACGUACUAUUCAGGAAUGGCAUGCCUUUAGAGAUGAACAGCUUGCUAAUAAUUUUGCAUCCUAUGGGCGUGACGUUUUGCAUAAGCUUAAAUUAAGCUUCGAUCAAUUGGAUGCAACACAGAAGCUCUGUGUUACUUACUGUGCCUUAUUCCAAAAAGGGGGUUCAUUUCUUAAAGAUGAAAUGAUCCAUCGUUGGAUUGCUUUGGAUUAUAUAAAGCCAAAAUAUGAGAAUCAAAGCUUGGAGGAGGCAGGGGAAGAAUAUAUGAUCAACUUGCAUAAUUGUGGGUUUCUCCAACUAUCUGAUUUUAAUGAUACAAUAUUUACGAUGCAGGAUUUGAUGUAUGAGCUCGUACUCAGACUAGCAGGGUUCAAACACAAGGUGGUAGAUUCAAACACAGAUGAUAUUGAUGAAAGGGUUCGUCAUCUGUCUUUCUGGAAAGCUGCAACAGGCUACAAGAAAGAAUAUUGGGAACUGCCUUCUUCAGUAUCCAAAAUCAAACGCCUAAAAUCAUUAGUCAGAGAUUGGCAGAUCUUAAUCAGCUGAACAAUCUAAGAGGAGAUUUGUAUAUUGAGGUGCGUAGGGAGUCAAAGUAUAUAAUGUCAUCU